Diceros bicornis minor is the source of this 5197-nucleotide messenger RNA. RefSeq names its product protein phosphatase, Mg2+/Mn2+ dependent 1F (gene PPM1F). Gene Ontology annotation, cellular component: cytosol. Gene Ontology annotation, molecular function: protein serine/threonine phosphatase activity; cation binding. NCBI's taxonomy places the organism in Eukaryota, Metazoa, Chordata, Mammalia, Perissodactyla, Rhinocerotidae. The coding region runs from base 120 to 1445 and encodes 441 amino acids. The record is from RefSeq and is a predicted model, not a curated record. Gene Ontology annotation, biological process: negative regulation of protein kinase activity; protein dephosphorylation. The transcript is spliced from 8 exons.
GGCGGGGCCGGCCGGAGCGGCGAGCUGGACACGCAGCGGCGAGCUGGGCACGCAGCGGCGGAGUGCAGGGUGAAGACUAACUGGAACCCCAGCAGCAGGCCCCCCGAGAUGCUCUGGGCAUGGCCUCUGGAACCCCACAGCAGAGCAGCCAGAUGGCAGAGGAGACCCCAGGCUUCCUGGAUGCACUCCUCCACGACUUUCCAGCCCCACUGAGCCUGGAGAGCCCUCUGCCCUGGAAGGUCCCGGGGACAGCACUGAGCCAGGAGGAGGUGGAGGGCGAGCUGGCCGAGAUGGCGAUGGGCUUCCUGGCCAGCAGGAAUGCUCCACCACUGCUUGCUUCAUGUCUGGCCCAUGAGGCAGUUUCCCAGCUGCUGCAGACAGACCUGUCUGAAUUCAAGAUGUUGCCCAGGCAGGAAGAGGAGGAGGACCACGACAAGGAAGAGGAGAAGGCCCCUGUGACCUUGCUGGAUGCCGAGGGCCUGGCAAGGACUUUCUUUAACCAGCUCUGGGAAGUAUGCAGCCAGUGGCAGAAGCAGGUGCCCUUGACUGCCCAGGUUCCACAGAGGCAGUGGCUGGUCUCCAUCCAUGCCAUCCGGAAUACUCGCCGCAAGAUGGAGGAUCGGCACGUGUGCCUUCCUGCCUUCAACCAGCUUUUCGGCCUGCCCGACCCCGUGGACCGCGCCUACUUUGCCGUGUUUGACGGUCACGGAGGGGUGGAUGCUGCGAGAUACGCCGCUGUGCACGUGCACGCCAGUGCUGCCCGGCAGCCAGAGCUGCCCACGGACCCUGCGGGAGCCCUCAGACAAGCCUUCCGGCACACCGAUGAGAUGUUUCUCUGGAGAGCCAAGCGAGAGCGGCUGCAGAGCGGCACCACAGGUGUGUGUGCACUCGUCGCAGGAAAGACCCUGCACGUCGCCUGGCUCGGGGACUCUCAGGUUAUCCUGGUGCAGCAGGGACAGGUGGUGAAGCUGAUGGAGCCGCACAGACCCGAGCGACAGGACGAGAGGGAGCGCAUUGAAGCACUGGGUGGCUUUGUGUGUCACAUGGACUGCUGGAGAGUCAAUGGGACCCUGGCUGUCUCCAGAGCCAUUGGGGACAUCUCCCAGAAGCCCUACGUGUCUGGGGAGGCGGACGCAGCCUCCCGAGAGCUGACAGGCUCCGAGGACUACCUGCUGCUCGCCUGCGACGGCUUCUUCGACGUUGUCCCCCACCAGGACGUGGCUGGCCUCAUCCAGAGCCACCUGGUCAGGCAGCAGGGCAGUGGGCUGCACGUCGCUGAGGAACUGGUGGCUGCAGCCCGGGAGCGGGGCUCCCACGACAACAUCACGGUCAUGGUGGUCUUCCUCAGGGACCCCCGAGACCUGCUGGAGGGCGGGGCCCAGGGGGCAGGGGACUUGCCCUCUGGCAUCUCAGAGCCAGAGACCAACACUCUACAGAGAAGCUAGGAGGUCCAGGCCCCCCGCCUGCUCCCUGUGAUCCUCCCUCAGAUGCCUUAGGACCGGACAGAUGGCAGUGGGCAGGUGGCAACACCCACGCAGUACUUUCCCCAGGACCCCGAGCCCCUCGUGCUGCUUGCAUCAGCCCAUCUCGGCGGCAAGACCUGCACUGGGUGGUGAGUGUCUCGCCUUGCUGGCGACAGGCAGUGGGACCGCGGGGUCUCUGAAGGAGGCCUAGGGAGGAGACCUCACGACAGUGACGAGGCCCGGGAGGUGGACCGGCCUUAUUCCCCAUCGGGCAGGGGCCGGACCAGAGGCUACAGGCGCCAGGCAAGCGAGCGGGGCAGCAGGACGCUGUACGGGGGGCCCUCAGGCGGACCCGGGAGCCACGGACGUUCUCAAAUGCAUCCAGCAGAGGUUUCUCGUCGGCUCCUCCUGCCCACAGCUGCAAGAGGAAAAGAGUGAGUGCCAGGGAUCUGGUCUGCCGCGUCCCGCACCCGCUGGUGACACGCCUGCCCUGGCCUCCCUGGUCCCCUCGUCCCUGGAGCACCUGGGGAGAGGAAGCUCAGAACAACCACGCACACAUCUUUUGUUUGUGGUCUCUUGUUUUCCAGGGAGAAGUCUGAUUCAGAAGCAGUAUUUCAGAGUUGUCUUUGUUUCAUCAGUGCCAAGGUGACCUGAUGUGUCAUAUAACUUAGACAGGGCUUAGCGUUUAUUUUAUUCCUUAGAAAACUAAGUAUUGUUUUUUUUUUUUAGGGGAAACUUCUUUUGCAGUGUUACUGAAUUUUUUUUCCUAAAUCAGGAUUGAAACAAAGAUUUUUCCAGGUGGUGUUAAUAAGCCAUUCAAGUGCCUUAACCAGCUUUAGGUGAGGCUGGAAGUGCCAGGCCUCUGAAGGAUUCUACUAGCCGUGUUUCACUUUUUACGAAGCAGGAUUUAUUUUGUCAGGCGUGAUUUGGGCUAGAAUUCUUCCUGAAGAGUUCUUGCUUUGUGAUGCGCCGCUGACAGUCAGCAAAGUGGCCCUGAGAGCGUGGCCUGGGCCAGACCACGGGGCUCUGGGGGCUCAGGGUGACCGUGGCCUGCCCCCCAGCCCCCCUUGGCCCUGCCCCUCAUGUCUCUGGCUGGACCCCAAGCUGAGGGACCGAGCUUCGUGAAUGGGCAGGUCCUUGCUGCUGUUUGACUAGAAUAUUCUAGAAUCUCUUGUGUAUUGGUAGUUGAGUUGCAUUCAUUGGGGAACACACUGAAGAGGCUCUGGCAAGUCUGGAGGUAGCUUGGGGGUCUCUGGUUCCGUUUGGAGGCAGCAGGGUUGCUGCUGGGAGUCUGUCCCACCUGCCCAGGCCGCAGCCCCUCAUUCUGCCCCGUGACUGGCUGCCUCCGCUGCCUUCUCUGCCCAUGGUCCCCCUGCCUGUGAGCAACUCGCUGUCCCCUAGUGCACCUGGGAAGGUGAAGCUCGGAAGCCACAGGACUCGGGUGAUACAGGCUGCUCACGUCAAGUGGGGCAGAUGUGACUCGAGUGUGGAGUUGAAAGGAGCAGGGCUGGGUGAGGGCUCCAGGCAGAGGUCAGGGGGCCCUGGAGAGAGGGGUCUCUCCGGAAGGACCCGGCUCACAGUGGUGGGCAGGGCUGCUGCAGGCGGAGGCCAGCAGGUCUGGGAAGGGCAGUGGGUGGCUUUGGCUUAGCUGAGGUUUCAGGAGAAUGUCACUGGCGGGGCAGAGGGCAGGGGGAGGAAGCUUGGCAUCAGGUCCCCAAGGCCGUGCAGUCCUGUGGUUCAGCGUCCACCCACAGCAGUGGGGCCCCGGGAGGGUCUGCACAGGGAGCGAGCCCACCUGCCCUGCCGGGAGCCUUGGCCCCUCUCAGCCCAGGGAGGGGGGAUGGUGAGAGCCGCCCUCCUGAGGCGAGUCUGCUGUCCAGCAAGGAGGGAGGGAGCCAGCGGGGGGGCCACCACCUGCAGCCUCAGCAUUUACCCCCCACUCCCACGGCAAGGAAGAAGCAGCUUAGACGUGGUCAAUGCCUUGCUCAAGGGCUCAUGAUAAAAAGCAUCCUAAACAUGGUCACUGCAAUUCAGAGAAUGUUCGGUGGCCAACAUGACUUUAACUUGAAGGCCCCGCUGCCUUCUGGGAGCCAGAAGCCUCCUCAUUGGCCCCUCCCAGCACGAGGCUGGCAAGAGGCAGGAUGUGGCCCCACCCUUCACUACCAGCCCAGCCGCCCGUGGGCAUGACCUUAAUGGAGGGAGGGAUCGAUGUUUCUUUGCUAAUCUUACUCCAUUGAUUGCCGCCAAGAGUGGAGCUUCCCCCACGGAGUCUGGGUCACCCCACCUGGUGGUCUGAUUCAUGCUCCGGCCCGAAGCCCGGGAGAUCUCCCCAGGCUUGUCCCGGGGUCUUCCCUACCCUGAGCCAGGCUGCUGGGGUCAGAGGCUCCUGCCCCCCACCCACCAGGCUGCCUGGUGCGGCCCUGGGAGCUGCUCGUCCUUCCCUGGAGACCAAGGGAGCCUCGUUCUCCUGCUGCGCAGGGACUGGCCUUGUGCAUGCACCCCGGCACAGAGGAGAUCUCUCCAUCCUCACCAGGCUGGGCUGGGAGCCCUUGGACAUCUUCAGCCUCUGCGAGUCCUGGCGCAGUUCCUCUUCAGGCCACAGGCACUGGUGUGGACCUUGAUCCCCUUCUCAAGUACCAGCCUUGCCACUAGCUCAUCGUAUGAGCUGAGCAAGUCGUUGCGCCUCCCUGGGCCUGUUUUCCCUUCGUAGGGCACAGGGUUGCACUGAGUCUGUGCAGCAGCUCCUGGAAUUUUGGAGGUGCAGGGGCCACUCGGGGUGAGCCCGGUGCAUCAGGGAGAUGCCACCAGCGCUGAGGGCCCAUCCCCCAUCGCCAGCAGGGAGGGCUGUUUAAGUAUUAUUAGUGUCUAUUCUUAAAUUUAAGUGGGUUGAAAAAGAAUCGAGCUGCAGCUGCCAGCGCCUUAUAUGGGGUACAAAAGCUGGAGAAGUCAGCCCUGCUUUCACAGGUAGGGCUGAUCCCGAGCGAGCGGGGGAGUUGGGGAGAGCAGGCUCCCUCUGCAGGUGUGGGGGGUGUGGGGCGCCUGGGAGGGGGCAGGGCGCAGCUGGGCUCUCCAGGUUGUUCUAGUCAAGUUCCCAACCCGCUGAAAUCCCGGAAGCAAAUGCAUGGCCUCCCUGACCCAGCCCGUCCUCAGCAUCCAGGACUAGGAAAUGGGCAUGUUUUGGGGGGAGAGUGACGGGGGGCUGGCCCCACGGGAGAAACACAGGCUCUCUGAGAUCCUGGGUCAGCUCUGGCGACCCCUGCCUUUGCUGCAGUCCUGCCUGCCUGCCCUGCCUGGGCCAGCACAUGGCCCCAGCCUCACCCCUUCCCCUGCGUCCCGGCUACCUCAGCAGUAUUCCCAGGGCUGGGGGCACAGCGCUGGCUGCUCCUAGGCCUGGCCCCCACCCAAGCUAAACGGAAACCGGGUGGACCUGUGCAAAAUAAGCUGUUUUGGUUUGAUUCUGGCUGUAGCCCCAGGGGGCAUCCCCGGGAGGCCUGCGAUUUUCGCCAAGGCUCCACAGCUUUGCCAAACGCACCGCACGAGCCUUGCCAAGGCUGUGCACGUCUCAGUGGGUUCCUGGGAGUGGUGUUCUGUGCGAGGGGAGGUCUUGUUCCAAGACAGGAUGGCAGUUCCCCUGUCUGCAGGGAUAAGUCCCCGGCAUGAAGGGGCCAGAAAGGCGAUCUCCUCCGAGGGCCACUGUGCUCAAGUGUCAAUAAACCAUGAGUUGUGAAACCCUG